Pseudo-nitzschia multistriata is the source of this 799-nucleotide messenger RNA. NCBI's taxonomy places the organism in Eukaryota, Bacillariophyta, Bacillariophyceae, Bacillariales, Bacillariaceae. The record is from the annotation of a GenBank genome assembly.
AAUCCUGUAUUUGAUCAAAUAUCACAACCACCAUUUCAUUAUUCCGCUCAAGAGAAAGGAAGGAAAAUGGCGUCGACUCUAGCCGAAUGGAGGGAUAGUGAGUGCAGUUAUUCAGUUUUGCUUUCAUACUGCCURCUGUCACUAGUUGAAUGCGUUGUUGCCGCUGCAUAUCACGCCUUGCUCUUUGCUAYGCAUCCAUUGCCGUUCCGUUCUGAUCAGCGCGUUAAUUCGUCAAUUUUUUCGUUCUUUAUUUAUUGUUCUCUUUUCUUGACAAGAAUCUAUAUGUGUCGUCACUGGCGAUGGUCGAAUUAUUUUGGGGUAUUUAGUAGGGCACGAUCAGGUGCAAAACCUGAUCUUGAACGAAGCGAAAGAGCGGGUGUAUUCGGUCGGUUCGCCCCCCGAGAUUGUGGAAUUAGGUCUCUAUGUCAUUCGGGGAGACAAUGUCUGUCUUGUAGCGGAGUACGACGAAGAUCUUUGGACAGAUGAGGCAGUGGCACCAUUAGCACCAAUACGGCAGAGAGAAAAAAUAUAACAUUCCAUGGAGAAUCAAUGACGAGGGUCAACCAAAGGGGAAGGAUGAUGUCCUCACUGUACUCACGGAGCUUUCGCAGUGGUAUAUCAUUCCAUUUGUUCCAUGAAUGCGUUGCGGUCAAAGCAUUUCACCGUUCCAAUUUAUCAAUGACAUCGAAAAGCUUGCAUUUCGGAGAUGGUAUUCAAGUCCUAAACAACAUGGAAYUCGCUUUCUACAAAAACAUUUGUUUCCAUUUUUCCGUUGAGAAAAUAAAACAAGAAWGAKUUU